This is a messenger RNA of Cladocopium goreaui, 1111 nucleotides long. The record is from the annotation of a GenBank genome assembly. Lineage: Eukaryota; Dinophyceae; Suessiales; Symbiodiniaceae.
AAGACCCUGACAUGUCCCACCCCAGCGGCCUCUACGUGCUGCCCAUCAAGCCAGCAAAGAAGCAGGAGAACUACAUCUACACCUGGAAGAAGGAUGACAAGGGGGUCAUUCAGGACUACAUGAAGGUACCAUAUGACAAGCCCGAGCGCGCUGCGGACUACUACACCCAGCGUACUCCCAAUGGCUGCUGGGACCACUGGGGCAAGAGCGGCGAGGGCGAGGAAGUUUGAGCUAGGCAACUAAGAUGUGUACAUUGGUGUAGAUCAUCUUUUUGAAAGACCGGUGAUCAGUUGCAUUCUUUGCGCACUUAGAUGCUCAAAGCAUUUGCGAAGGAGUAGCUGGCUACAUGACGGUUGCAACAAGAGCUUGCGGUCAAAAUAGGAGUCAUGAUGAAUGCUCUUUGUGAUGUCUCAGGCUGUGUUUUCUGAUACACGACAAGCUCCAACUCCCCAAAUUUGCGAGUCGUGUUUUGCUGUUCACAUGUAGUUCAGUAGAAGUCAAUCAUGUGCUUUGAAGCUUUGAACUGUUUAAGCAAGACUCUGUCUCUUUCUUUGCAAGCUUAAUCAGACAUGAAUCAUGCUGAAUCUCUUUCAAGUUUUAUGCUCAAGGGUUCCCCACGUACUGCCUUUGUUGUGAAGAUGGGCCGCCGAGUGGGACCUGCUGCCCUGGUGUUGGGCGCCCUGGCAUGCCUGUUCUGGGGCCCCAGCUUCACAGGAACUGUGGCGAAGAGGCCGGAAAGCGCAGUGGUGAGGAUGGCUGCUUCCAAGUGGGUGAACGAGAAAGACCCUGACAUGUCCCACCCCAGCGGCCUCUACGUGCUGCCCAUCAAGCCAGCAAAGAAGCAGGAGAACUACAUCUACACCUGGAAGAAGGAUGACAAGGGGGUCAUUCAGGACUACAUGAAGGUACCAUAUGACAAGCCCGAGCGUGCUGCGGACUACUACACCCAGCGUACUCCCAAUGGCUGCUGGGACCACUGGGGCAAGAGCGGCGAGGGCGAGGAAGUUUGAGGGUGAGUCUGAGGUCAGUGAAUGGUUGUGAACGCCUGGAGCAAAGUUCAGCUAACAGAGGCUGAUCUUUUUAACUGAACCCAGUUGAAGCUGUGCAAAAA